Molecule: messenger RNA, 699 nt
Organism: Venustampulla echinocandica
Lineage: Eukaryota; Fungi; Ascomycota; Leotiomycetes; Helotiales; Pleuroascaceae
Exons: 3
Coding region: 1-699 (232 amino acids)
Source: RefSeq, a predicted model, not a curated record
AUGCCCGAAGGCAACUUCCCCCUCAAGAGUCUCUCUUGGUUCCUGCGCCUCUUAGAAUUCUGCUGUGCCGUUAUCAUAUUGGGCAUAUUCUCCUACUUCAUCUCGGUUCUCAGCAGCAACGGCAUCCAUGUCGCAACCUACAUCCGGGCCGUUGAAGGAAUUGCUGCUUGGGCAACAGGAUACACCCUCAUCGCCCUCCUGCUUGUCUGCUGCCUUGGCGGAAUAGCGAUAUUUUCGAGUAUAGCUCUGGUAUUCGAUGUCGCCUUGUUUGGGGCGUUCAUCUAUAUGAGCUAUGCAACUAGGGGCGGGAAUAGGAGUUGUCGCGGGUAUGCGUGGACGCCGCUCGGGGCUGGGAAUGUCUUUGACGCCAACCGGUAUGAAUUUGAAACUGGGGAAUUUGUUUUCUUACCUAGCUUGAGGAAGGCCUGUAGAUUGGAUAGAGCAUGUUUUGUGCUAUCCAUCCUUGCUGUCUGCUUCUUCUUCUUCUCUGCCAUCGUCGAGGGGGCCCUCAUUCACACCAAAAGAAAGAAGAGAGCGUUGGCUCCUUCGCCAAAUAACGGAUAUACGGCUGAAACUCCACACCACAGGUUUUGGAAGAAACAGCCUACGAAUGUAGAGAAGGGCCAAGAAAUUGCUGCCGUGAAUCAUAAGGCUAGCCCUUCGAAUGGGACUGAAGUUGAACCCGAGGAGAGAGUUUGA